GCUUCUCCUGUAACCGUACCUCGUGUACCACUAUGACAGACCACAGAAAGCUUGUCCUCGCGCUGGACAUCUACGGAACGAUUCUGGAUACUGGGAACAUCACUUCCGGGAUCAGGACGCACAUGCAAUGCUCUGACGAAACCGCGACUCAACUCAGCCAAAUGUGGCGGAGGUAUCAACUUGAGUAUACGUGGCGGCUCAACUCCAUAGGUUUCUAUGAGCCUUUUGAUGUCGUCACAAGGAACAGCCUCAAGCAUGCUUCUGCUGAGACUGGACUAGCUCUUUCGGAUGAUACAAUCGAGAUGUUGAUGAACGAAUAUAAUCAUCUCUCUCCAUAUGGAGAUGCUGUACAGGCACUCGAGGAGCUGAACCGCCUGGAAAAUGUCGAACUAAUGAUUUUCAGUAACGGCACUGAAAAGAUGGUAUCCACGGCCCUUCAUGCAUCCUUGCCGCAAGCACUCCUCCCUCUCCCGUUGUACCUCGUCGAUGAAGUUAAACGUUACAAGCCAGCAACUGAGGUUUACGACGGCCUUGCCAACAAGGUCAAAAGUCUCUCUUCCUCGGAUGGCGACCGAGCCGACAUUUGGCUUGUCAGCGGGAAUCCGUUUGACGUGACCGGGGCCCGUGCGGCAGGGCUUGGUGCGUUUUGGGUCGACCGAGCUGCGAAGGGCUGGACAGAUCAGCUCCCGCUCCCUCUGAACGGCACCGGUCCGCUCAAAAUCGUUCACAGCUUGAGUGAUCUUGCAGCCGUCGUGGAAAGCAUGUCGUAGAUCACGUCAGCUAUCAAGCAGAGAGGAGUCGAUGUG
Postia placenta MAD-698-R-SB12 is the source of this 806-nucleotide messenger RNA. RefSeq lists its product as hypothetical. Gene Ontology annotation, molecular function: hydrolase activity, acting on halide bonds, in C-halide compounds. NCBI's taxonomy places the organism in Eukaryota, Fungi, Basidiomycota, Agaricomycetes, Polyporales, Adustoporiaceae. The coding region runs from base 33 to 770 and encodes 245 amino acids. The transcript has 7 exons. The record is from RefSeq and is a predicted model, not a curated record.